AUGGCGAGCAAGCGGUCGACGCUGCGUUGUAUCCAGGGCUUGCGGUCUAAACGAAUAUUAGCGUUAGUGCCUAGUAAAAAUGCAGAGUCUGAAGUAAGCGGGUCAUCUGACUCUGAUGACGAAAGUCAAGAAAAAAGAGCCAUUGCGGAAAGAUAUGUAUCGCCAUCUUCGUCAAGUGCUCCGUCAAUCAAUUCGUCGUUAGAGAGAUUGAACAUUAGUUCACCAUUUGAAGAACUUGACGGUGACGGAGACACUAAUACAACAGGUGCCCUUCCGCAAGUUUCACAGAAUCCACCAUCCGAUACGGGAAGUGUAAACUAUGUUCAGCCACCGUCAUUAUUAAGCCUUCCUUCCGUGUCAUCAAUUCAAAAUCCACCAUCAGUGACUACCUCAUUUAUACUGGACCAAGUCGAGCCAGUUAGCCCUCUGAUUUCUAUUCCUCAAAGAUCCCGCCGCCAGUCUCGACCCACUACUCGUACGCCACGGCGUGAGUCUAAUGUUACACCCAAUACGCGAUCUAACCGUACAAAAAGGCAGACUACAGCCCCGAAACGUGUAGCCAAGAAAAAAAAAAUGAACAUUAACUUUAAAUGGACUAAAAAACAGUUUGAAUAUCGUGCAGAGUUAGGCGAUGAUAAUUUCCAAAGUCCACUUCCUGAACGCAACAAAACUGCUCUAAGUUAUUUCUUUGAUUUUUUCUCGCAGGAUAUGUUUGAACAAAUAUGCAACAUGACGAACUUGUACUCUGUGCAAAAAAGGGGUCGAUCAGUCAAUUUAACGGUCGAAGAACUAAAAAGUUUCUUAGCUAUCAAGAUUAUGAUGGGAAUAGUAAGCAUGCCAUCUUACCUUGAUUAUUUGCGCACCGAAACAAGGUAUGCACCGAUCGCAGAUAUUAUGACCCUGAAGCGAUACCAGCUAUUAAGGAGUUGUAUCCAUUUUGUGGACAACGACGAUGCCAACAAUGAUCCUUACUUUAAAAUUAGCUCUGUGGUAGAAAAAGUACGCCGAAAUUGUCUUGCUGUCGAGGAAGAAAAGCGGUUCAGUAUUGACGAAAUGACAAUACCUUACAAAGGUACGAAAGCCGGAAAAAAAAGACAAUAUAACCCAAGACAACCUAGAAAAUGGGGAUUUAAAAACAUUGUUAGAGCUGGUGCAUCAGGCUUUAUAUAUGAUUUCUUUCUGUAUACUGGUCAAGAUGAAUUUGAAGACUGCGGUUUCACUGAGGAAGAAGCAGCUUUAGGUUGGGGUGCCAAAGCAGUUUUACGACUUUGUAAAACUAUAAAAAAUAAACCUUGCGUCGUAUAUUUUGAUAACUUCUUUUCCUCUUUGGAGUUAAUAUACCAUCUGAGGCACACGUAUAGUAUUUUCAGCCUUGGUACGAUGCGGUCUAAUAGACUGCGAAACUCUCAAACUCACUUAAAGACCGACAAGGAGUUAAAGGCUCAAGGCAGAGGUGCGUUUUGCCAGACAACCUUAUCCAAACAUUGUGGAGCAUUACAACGCCCAUAUGGGCGGCGUAGAUUUAGCAGACAUGCUAGUCGCUCUCUACCGCACUGAAAUGAAAACAAGAAGGUGGUACCUGUCAAUAUUUUCACAGAUUAUUGACAUAUGUGUCAACAAUGCAUGGUUGAUGUAUAGAAGAGACAGUAAGAGAAAAGGAAUAAAGAAGUACUUAGGUUUGAAGCAAUUCCGGCUGCAGAUAUAUCAAGGGUUACUCAAAGCAGAUAAGCGAGCAUCAGGUUUAGUACCAACAGUAACGGAUGUAAUUCGAAAACCCAACCGCAUCCUUCCUGUUGAUGAUGUCAAAUAUGAUGGCUUAGACCAUUUACCAAACUUUUUGGACACAUACGGCCGGUGUUCUUACU
This is a messenger RNA of Cydia pomonella (codling moth), 1865 nucleotides long. RefSeq lists its product as uncharacterized. The record is from RefSeq and is a predicted model, not a curated record. The transcript is spliced from 3 exons. Lineage: Eukaryota; Metazoa; Arthropoda; Insecta; Lepidoptera; Tortricidae.